Xiphophorus maculatus (southern platyfish) is the source of this 942-nucleotide messenger RNA. RefSeq names its product olfactory receptor 1F12-like. Gene Ontology annotation, biological process: G protein-coupled receptor signaling pathway. Gene Ontology annotation, cellular component: membrane. Bases 4 to 942 code for a protein of 312 amino acids. The transcript has a single exon. Lineage: Eukaryota; Metazoa; Chordata; Actinopteri; Cyprinodontiformes; Poeciliidae. The record is from RefSeq and is a predicted model, not a curated record. Gene Ontology annotation, molecular function: G protein-coupled receptor activity; olfactory receptor activity.
CAAAUGCAGAUGAUGUUAAACUCAACUCUUGCUCCAUAUUUGAUUUUGGGGGCUUACUUUGAUACCAAGCAGUUAAAGUACUUAUUGUUCCUGAUUGUCUUGUGUAUGUAUAUUUUAAUAGUUGGUUCUAAUGUUCUACUCAGUGCGGUUAUUGGGUUUAGCAGGAGCUUACAUGAACCUAUGUAUGUCUUUCUGUGUGCCCUGUGUGCCAAUCAGCUGUUCGGCAGUACCAGCCUCUUCCCGUUCUUGUUGCUUCAGAUCCUCUCUGAUGUUCACACCAUUUCUGUCCCAUUCUGUUUCCUUCAGGUUUACUGUCUUCACACCUAUCUGAGCGUAGAGUUUUUUAACCUGACUAUCAUGUCUUACGACAGAUACCUGGCCAUCUGUCAUCCUCUGCAGUAUCACUCGCUGAUGACGGUGAGGAAAGUCGCAGCUCUCAUUGUUGCUGAAUGUGUAACUGCCUGUAUCGGAGUCAGCAUUUUCACCUCCAUGAGUUUCUCUCUGCAACGCUGUAGAAACGUAAUCGAUAAAGUCUUCUGCAAUAAUUACUCCAUUGUUCAGCUGACCUGCUCAGACACAACAGGCAAUAAUAUUUAUGGACUUGUGAGCACUGUUGUUGGAGUGGUUUGUCCAGUGAGUUUUAUUUUCUACACAUACAUGAAGAUCCUUAAAGUGUGCUACUACGGAACCAAACAAACCCAGCAGAAAGCUGUCAGUACCUGCACACCUCACCUGGCCUCCAUCAUUAACUUCUUCUUUGGUGUUUGUUUUGAUAUUUUACAAAGCAGGUUUAAUACAAACCAUGUUCCAAAUAUUGUAAAAAUAUUCUUGUCCCUGUACUUUCUGACGUGUCAGCCGCUGUUUAACCCUGUGAUGUACGGACUGAACCUGUCCAAAAUACAACAAACCUGGAAGAGACUUUUUUCUGUCCAAAGGAGGUAA